AUGAAGACUGAAUGCGCGCCUACCACGCUGAGCUUUGCGCUGCUCCCCCUGGAAUCGGAGUCGAAACUCUGCGCAACCGACUCGGGCUACAAGCUUUACCCGUUCACGGGUAUGCCGUCGCAGGACGAAAUCCAGGCCAUGUGCAAGAGCAAAGCUUGCAACAAAAUGCUUGGCGAAGCCAGAGACUCUGACAUGCCUGACUGCGACUUGACUAUCAACGGCACCGCGUACAAUAUUCAAGAGAGUAUCGAACUCAUGUUCGCAGGAUGUGAGAUUAUUGAUGUCAACGAGCUCUCAGGCUAA
Phytophthora infestans T30-4 is the source of this 303-nucleotide messenger RNA. Its product is annotated as elicitin-like protein. The record is from RefSeq and is a predicted model, not a curated record. NCBI's taxonomy places the organism in Eukaryota, Oomycota, Peronosporomycetes, Peronosporales, Peronosporaceae. Bases 1 to 303 code for a protein of 100 amino acids. Gene Ontology annotation, cellular component: extracellular region. The transcript is spliced from 2 exons.